Messenger RNA from Amoebophrya sp. A25, 1294 nucleotides. The record is from the annotation of a GenBank genome assembly. Lineage: Eukaryota; Dinophyceae; Syndiniales; Amoebophryaceae.
AAAAGCAAAAGCGGCACAAGCCUGAAAGGGGCCACGGGAAAGGGGGUUAGGAAGAGUGCUGCAGCCAUGAAGCCAAAAGCCGCCAUGAAGGCAAAGGAGGGCAAAGGCCUUAAAGCGUCGAAGCCCAAAAUACAAAAGCACACGCCGACAAUAGUCUAUGCGACAGAUUUGAGAAUGUCAGGAGUCUUUUCUUCAAGCAAUAUGUCCGCGGGCACGAUUCGUGCUUCCAACAAGCGGCAUUUGGUCGGCCUUGACCCGGAGCCCAACUUUUUUGACGGGUACGCCAUCCUGUGGCACUCAUCGACGGAGACACUUUUAAGAGAGCGGGUCCUCCCUCACGAGACCAGCACGGGCACAACCCAUGGAGGGAAGACGAGUAUCGAGGCCAUGCGGGAGACGGCUGCUACCACGAAGGAACGAGAGUUCGCGCCAGCAGGGGGAACAGAGGAAUUGAAGAAAGGUGCACCAGGCGUCCUUUCAGCAACUACUGCGGGACAACAUGAAAUCACGUCUCAGCGCCUUCUGGCUCAAGGACGCGGCCUAACAGGGAGUUGCGUGUUUCGCACGCACGGCGUGGACUCAGCUUUCACACUCUUCCAUCGCGCCAUCCAGCAAUGCGACAUGCCACUUUUUUGUGCUUUAUGCUGCGAGAUUGAGGAGGCGCGAAAUGAUUCUAGAAAGCUGCCACUGCCAGCAAAACCCACCCUGAAAAAAACGCACACAGGAAGCGUGUCUGACCUCGCCUAUGGCGCUACGAUCGCGCAGGUGGGCCUGUCGCGCGGUGGGCGUGAGGGGAACCAGGCUUUUUUGCAGGAUUUGCCUCUCUACUCGGGCACGCGGUUCGAAGAGAACCGUGGGUCGAUUGAGAGGAUGGCGAAGUAUGCGGUGCAGCAAAAUGCCAGCAUAGAGUUUCUGCAAAGCAUGUCCUCGCGGAUGGAAAAGGCAGUGCCGAAUCGCCGUGGCAUGGUGGACGGGGAAUUUUUCAAACUGUGCCGAGAGGCGGUGGUCUGGGGCCAUCGAGAUCUGGCGCAGUGGCUGGUCGCCCGCGCGUACCAGAACCGCGGGUACGGAUUCUCCGUUCUGCACGUAGACGCGCUGACGCACACUGGGACGCUGCCCGCAGUGGAAAAUCGGGAGACGUUCGAAGACCCAUCGUCCGCGAAGAUAAAUGGGAAAAAAUACGAAAAGGCAACAGCGACUGGCUUCUCCUCCGGUGCAGCUAAAAAGGCAAUGAACACUCAGAACGAUAACUGCUCUGGAAACGAAAACCUUGCGAACAACAGCGAAGCCGCCG